This is a messenger RNA of Xylaria bambusicola, 930 nucleotides long. RefSeq lists its product as uncharacterized. The record is from RefSeq and is a predicted model, not a curated record. Lineage: Eukaryota; Fungi; Ascomycota; Sordariomycetes; Xylariales; Xylariaceae. The coding region runs from base 361 to 834 and encodes 157 amino acids. The transcript is spliced from 2 exons.
ACCAUUCGGGCUGAGUCCUCACAUAAAAUACCGAAUUGACUGGUACAACACGCCUCUACUCACACUGUCGAGAUAUACAGUACCUACGACCACCAAAUAAUGCAUCAAAAGGUUAAAGAGAAUCUAAUAGAUGGGCAUUGUGGCAAAGCAAGUAAAGCGAGUGAUACAAGACUUCGGCUUUGUAUCCGCUACGAACAAUAAUAGGAUUGUAGUUGACAAUAUGAACAUAGAAUUCCUUUGUUUGCCAGUUCACUCGUCAUCAGAGUAUAUAGUCGCGCUCGCAUCCGCAUAGUCAUCUGAAGUAAUUUCGAUCACUUGGUCAGGUAACUCUCCCUAGAACAGGUUGAUCCGAAGCCCAACAUGCACUGGAACUAUUACUACCACUUAAUCGUAGAACCCGACUCAUGGCUUUAUGGCCGAAUCUCUAUACCGGCGAUACCUCCCUUCGAUAUCAUGCACAUUCCCGCGCUCGUCGUUGCCUUCAUGAUGACAUUCGGCGGAAUCAAUGGCUUGCUUGAUGCAAAUCGGACCAUGCGUAACUUCGGUUUGCCUCAUCAUAUCGCGAGUAGCCACAGCGCAGCGUCCGUAUUCCGAAUCAGCUGCGCGCGCACGACGGUCAUUGGCCUCUUAUUGUUCUACUUCUACUUAAGCCACCAGCUUGCAGUCGUUGACACCAUAUUGACAUUCACUGGUGCCUAUUGUGGUUUAAUAGACAGCAACAUCUUAUUGAUGGAGGAAAACGCUGGAGAUGCAAUGUUCCGGUUAUUCGGCUCAUGGAUAGUUGCGGCUUGGGGAUAUUACGGACUAACUACCGAGCAGGUGAGGUUUAUUUGAAGUAUUCUGGGUGCCUUCAUAUACAUGGAAUAAGUUAUUUCCUACAAGAAGAUUUCUUAGUACGUACUUGUUUAUAGCACAUCGUUGUUUUGAAAA